AGUUUUGGGCUGUACAGGACGUUAGGAAUGGCUCCUAAGAGAGAACCCUCCAUUAAGAAGUCUCCUUCACCAGUGAACCAACCCAGACUGGGUCCUCCUUACCCCUGCCUCGCUGCGGCACCUGCAGCUCCAAAACCGGCUCCAGAGCAGAAACCUAGGAUGCUGCGUCUUUCGGAUUCACCAUUUGACCCCAGUACUUUGGAGAUUGAAUUUAACCUGGAUCAGAUUCAUGAGUUUAAGGAGGCAUUCCUGCUGUUCGACAGGACAGGAGAUGGCAAGAUCAGCUUCAGCCAGUGUGGGGAUGUCAUGCGGGCCCUGGGACAGAACCCUGUCAAUGCGGAGGUGCUCAAGGUCCUGGGCAACCCAAAGGCUGAGGAGAUGAACAGCAAGAUGCUAGACUUUGAGCAGUUCCUGCCCAUGUUCCAGGCCAUCGCUAAGAAUAAAGAUCAGGGCUCCAUGGAGGAUUUUGUGGAGGGACUGCGUGUCUUUGACAAGGAGGGCAACGGCACAGUAAUGGGAGCAGAGCUUCGUCAUGUCCUCACCACGUUAGGUGAGAAAAUGACAGAGGAGGAAGUUGAGACGCUCUUGGCAGGACAUGAAGACGCAAAUGGUUGCAUCAAUUAUGAAGCAUUUGUCCGCCACAUCAUGUCAGGCUGAGGGCCGGUACGGGCAUUUGAACUGGUCAGGAUGGUCAUGAACGGGUGAAGACAAAGAGCAUCCAACUUUUUUUACCUUGUCACAUGUACCCUUUUUUUGCAGUUAGCUUCUUCAGCCCCUCCCAACCUUUUCCAUGGAUUAGUUUUCCACAUUUAAUUUAAGAAGUGCCUUUUACAUUCCCUAAUAAAUACCACAAAUAGCCCUGGCUAUUGUUGCCAGGUCUAUUAACAUAUGUGACCAACUUGUAUACAUUCAGAAGUCUUACUGCUUGCAUUGUUUGCAAUAACAUUCCUGGUGCAGCACUUAAGAUGACAUCAAUUGAUAAUGAUAUACUGUAAAUAUUCAUACUAGUGUUUCAAUGUUGGAUGGGACAUUAACAUAUAUAUAUAUACAGUAUACAUAAUUGUCAGCAACCUACUGUAUCAUUGGCUAAGACUUGCUUUGACUAAGGAACAUGCUCUUGCAGUAAACCGGUAUAUUCAAAGCCAUACUAUAAUGAGGUAGAAAAGAAACAUUUCAAAUGGGUUCCCAUGUUUUUAAUUCACCCCAAUUUUGUUGCUGCAUUUAAAUAAAUGUUUUUUCCUGAAAACUCA
This is a messenger RNA of Perca fluviatilis (European perch), 1250 nucleotides long. RefSeq lists its product as uncharacterized. Lineage: Eukaryota; Metazoa; Chordata; Actinopteri; Perciformes; Percidae. Gene Ontology annotation, molecular function: structural constituent of muscle; calcium ion binding. Bases 28 to 657 code for a protein of 209 amino acids. The transcript is spliced from 7 exons. The record is from RefSeq and is a predicted model, not a curated record. Gene Ontology annotation, cellular component: myosin II complex.